This is a messenger RNA of Wyeomyia smithii (pitcher-plant mosquito), 543 nucleotides long. RefSeq lists its product as uncharacterized. Gene Ontology annotation, molecular function: nucleic acid binding. The record is from RefSeq and is a predicted model, not a curated record. Lineage: Eukaryota; Metazoa; Arthropoda; Insecta; Diptera; Culicidae. Bases 1 to 543 code for a protein of 180 amino acids. The transcript has a single exon. Gene Ontology annotation, biological process: DNA integration.
AUGUCGAAAAUCACGGCCAAGGGAACGGUAAGCCGGCUGAAUAGAAUAUUUACUCGUUUGGGUUAUCCUCGAACCAUAACCUUGGACAACGGCAAGCAGUUUAUGGGUACUGACUUGGACGCGUACAGCAAGGCUAAAGGUAUAUUUUUGAACCAUUCAACGCCAUAUUGGCUCCAAGAGAAUGGGCUGGUUGAACGGCAAAAUCGGUCACUAGUGAAAAGACUUCAGAUUAGCCAUGCUCUCGGCAGAGACUGGAAGCAAGACUUACAUGAUUAUUUAAUCAUGUACUAUACCACGCCCCAUUCAGUUACCGGGAAAACGCCAACAGAACUCAUGUACGGACACACGAUUCGAUCAAAGUUACCAGCAGUGAAUGAUGUUGAGACGGCGCCGACUACUACGGAGUAUCGAGAUCGGGUCCAAGUGCUGAAAGCGAAAGGGAAGGAAAUAGAGGACACACGUUGUGGUACCGGGGUAUUGAGACCAUCGUACAUAAAGAUACUACUGUACUCAGCACUGAGAGAUAAGCCAAGAGUUGGAUAA